Physcomitrium patens is the source of this 1828-nucleotide messenger RNA. Its product is annotated as dihydrolipoyllysine-residue acetyltransferase component 5 of pyruvate dehydrogenase complex, chloroplastic. NCBI's taxonomy places the organism in Eukaryota, Viridiplantae, Streptophyta, Bryopsida, Funariales, Funariaceae. Gene Ontology annotation, biological process: pyruvate decarboxylation to acetyl-CoA. Gene Ontology annotation, cellular component: pyruvate dehydrogenase complex; chloroplast thylakoid; chloroplast envelope. Gene Ontology annotation, molecular function: dihydrolipoyllysine-residue acetyltransferase activity. The record is from RefSeq and is a predicted model, not a curated record.
CGCACAGCACCAGCACCAGCUUUUUUUUGCUCCAGCAGCAUUUGCACUGCGCCCCCCCCCCCCCUUGUGAGUGAGCUUGCUGUCGAGGUGGUGCUUCAGCUAGGCCCCGAGGCUUUGCGUCUGUUGAGCAAUGGCGACCUCGCUGCAUCUUUCGUUGGCUGCCUCGGCGCCGGCAUCCGCCCUGAGGAGCUCGUCGGCGUUCUUUGGAAAUGCUGGGAGCCUUAGUCGCCCAUCGGUGGUGCUCGGGAUCGGGAGGAGGAAUGCGAACCUCGUAGUGGAGGCUAAGAUUCGGGAGAUUUUUAUGCCUGCUCUGAGCUCUACCAUGACGGAGGGCAAGAUUGUGACGUGGAAUAAGACCGAGGGCGAGAAGCUUACCAAAGGUGAGAGCGUGGUGGUUGUGGAGUCUGAUAAGGCCGACAUGGAUGUGGAGACGUUCUACGACGGCUUUCUUGCCAAAAUUGUGAUUGGGGAGGGAGAGACAGCACCUGUUGGAGCUGCCAUUGGACUGCUUGCUGAAACGGAGGAAGAGAUUGCCGAAGCUAAGUCCAAAGGAGCCGCGCAAGCAGCUCCUGCUGCUCCGAAACCCUCAGCUGUAGAGGAGAAGGCUGUGGCACCACCUGCUCCAACUGCCGCACCUGCUGUAGCAGCUGUCCAGGUCGCUCCAGAGCCUACUGCUCCCGAGGAACCCAGGUCGAGUAGAAUUGUAGCAACCCCUUAUGCCAAGAAGCUUGCAAAGCAGUACAGCGUUGAUCUUGCUACCAUAGCAGGCUCUGGACCUUCGGGUCGUAUUGUUGCCGAGGAUGUGGAGGCUGCUGCUGGCAAGACCCCCGUCCCUGCUGCUGCUCCCGUCCCAUCCGUGGCCCAACCUUCGGCUGCGGUUGCUGCUGCUCCCUCCGCUGCUCCAACUCCUGCCGCAGCCCUCGCCCCUGCUGGUUCUGUAGCAUUCACGUCAAUGCAGGCUGGUGUGGCCCGUAAUAUGGUGGACAGCAUGUCCGUCCCUGUGUUCCGCGUUGGUUACACUAUCACCACUGAUGCGCUUGACGCCCUCUAUAAGAAGAUCAAGUCGAAGGGCGUGACGAUGACUGCACUUCUUGCUAAGGCUGCUGCCCUUGCCUUGGCGAAGCAUCCCGUUGUCAAUGCUUGCUGCAAAGAUGGCAAAAGUUUCACUUAUAACGAAGACAUCAACAUUGCCGUUGCCGUUGCAAUGGACGGUGGUCUGCUCACACCAGUCUUGAAGAAUGCAGAUAAGGUGGAUAUUUACUCAUUGUCUCGCUCAUGGAAGGAUCUUGUUGACAAGGCCCGCGCCAAGCAGCUUUCACCAGCAGAAUACAAUUCAGGCACAUUUGUUCUGUCGAACCUUGGAAUGUUCGGGGUAGACCGGUUUGAUGCCAUAUUGCCCCCUGGCAUGGGUGCAAUUAUGGCAGUUGGCGCGUCUGUUCCCACGGUAGUUGCCACAGGGAAUGGGCUAUUUGGCGUGAAGAAUAGAAUGACGGUGAACGUGACCGCUGACCACAGAAUCAUCUAUGGUGGAGACCUAGCUGUGUUUCUGCAAACCUUUGCAGCAAUCAUUGAGGACCCCACGGAGCUAACCAUGUGAUACUAGUAAAGAAACUGAUGUGCGCAAGUCCAUGGUAAUUCAGUUAGAACAGCCCAGAUAUUAUUAAGGGUAUUGUAUUUGAGGUCAGAGGUUUGGUUUGCAGGUAGGCCAUGACGAUUUUUUUUUCAAUCUUCACAAAUUCGAUUUCUUACGAGUCGUGUAGUCCGUGCUGGAUUUGUAAAAUGCAGUGACAAUGCAAAAAUGGUCGCAAGUUUCAAACCAUUUGGUUUA